Molecule: messenger RNA, 1338 nt
Organism: Neoarthrinium moseri
Lineage: Eukaryota; Fungi; Ascomycota; Sordariomycetes; Amphisphaeriales; Apiosporaceae
Exons: 3
Coding region: 1-1338 (445 amino acids)
Molecular function (GO): protein binding
Source: RefSeq, a predicted model, not a curated record
AUGAGGUCAUCACGGUUCAUCCUGUGUUAUCCGUAUGUGGCAGCAGUGCUCGCUAAAGAUCCGGUGGCUCACCUUGUCGAUUACGGCGCAGCCAAAUCGCAAGACCUACUAGGCGUCUGCGAAAGUCCGCUAUGCUCCAACGAGCAUCCAGUUGCCAUACUAGAAGAUCCUAUUGCUGAGGAUCGCGCUCAAGCAGCGGCGUUAUGGCCUCAUGCGACGCCUUGUGCUCGGAAUGGUACCAAGGAGUUCUGCGUGUAUUCUGACCCAGAAUUUGCGGGAAGGGGUAUUGGGAUUCUUACCAGUCCAGAGCGAGCAAUUGAGAUUGCCAAAUCAAAGGUCUUCAACGAUCCGGAAGUAUCGGAAGCGAUUGAUGAAUUGAAUGCCGAGGAGAGUCCACGGUGGAUGGUUGCAGAGGUGCCAGGAAAGGGCAUGGGCUUAAUAGCGACGCAAAACCUGGAGAUGGGAGACCAUAUCAUGAGCACAUCGGCGUCGGUCAUGAUCGAUUACAGCGUCUUUUAUGAGGUCACAGAAGCCCAGCUUCUUGAAAUGCAGGCCGCGGCAGUGGAAAAUCUGCCUAAGAGGCACAGAACGGCCUUCCUCAACCUUUCCACUCACGACCAUGCUGAGAACUACCAGACACAAGUCUCAAAGGUCAUUCUCACGAACGCGUUCGACAUUCAAGAUACCGGCCUCGUCACCAAGAAGAAUGACGAUGAAGAGGAGAAUUUCUACACAGUUUUCCCAGAGAUCUCUCGAAUGAACCAUGACUGCCGGCCUAACGCCGACUAUCAAUUUGACCCAGAGACGUAUACACAGCAUGUGCAUGCAGUUCGCCGAAUAGCGGCAGGCGAAGAGAUCACCAUAUCAUACAUCGACCCGAUACAAACACAAAAGGACCGUCUGAACCGGCUGAACAACUCGUGGCAUUUUCCUUGCUCUUGUAGCGCAUGCACACAGAACAAGCACUUCACGGCAGCCUCUGAUGCUCGCAUCCAGCAAAUCCUAGAGCUUCGCAAGCAGUUGCGCAAUUGGGAUCCUUACUCUCAGGCGACUCCCUCCAUGGCCGAGCUUCUGGUAUCACUGUACGAAGAGGAGAGGUUAUGGUCCAAUCUCUACGAGGCCUAUACGUACGCAGCCAUUGAGUACAACGGGGCGGGCGACCCGUGGAUGGCGACCAAGUAUGCAAGGCUCGCAAUUCACCACGGACUGGCCGUUGGUGGACCGAAGGAUUCUGAUGUCAUUGAGAUGACGAGCCUGGCGAAGGACCCUUGGGAACACUGGUCUUGGAUGCUGAGGACUAAAAAGCGUAUGAACUGGGGCGCCAAGGUAGACGAAUGA